AAAAAUCAAAGGCUUGCUGGGCCGGAGGGCCGGUCGCCUUCGUCGCCUCCUUCCUUCCGGUGGCCCCCGCCAUGGGGCCUCUGCCUCGCCCCCGGCUCCCACGGCAACCUUCGGGCCUUCUUCCCUUCCCUCCGGGCUCUCGAGGCACCAGGAGGGGAGCCGCCACGGCAGCGGAUCUCCACUGAGGGUUUUUUUUCUCCUGCAAAGACGGCUUGGCGGCUGCGGCUGGACCAGUGAGAUGCCCGCGGGCAGCCCUUCUCCCCGGCGUGGCCCUCCUCCGACGUCAGGCCUGCCAUGACCGCCUUCUUCACCAGUGUUCCCCAUUGGAUUCAAGAUGCCAAGCAGGAAGAGGAGGAGGAGGAGGAGGUGGGCUGGAAACUAGUGGCCCGGCCCAAAGCCCGGGAGAGCGAGGGCCCAGGGAAGUGCCAGUACGAGCUGUCCAGGGUGGCCUUCCCCGGCGUGGAGAAGCUGAGAGCCAGCCCCGAAGCCAGACCCUACUGCUGCCCUCAGCUGCACUGCGGCAAGGCCUUCGCCUCCAAGUACAAGCUCUACAGGCACCUGGCCACCCACUCGGCCCAGAAGCCCCACCAGUGCAUGUACUGUGAGAAAAUGUUCCACCGGAAGGACCACCUGCGCAACCACCUCCAAACCCACGACCCCAACAAGGAAGCCCUCCACUGCCCCGAGUGCGGCAAGAACUACAACACCAAGCUGGGCUACCGGCGCCACCUGGCCAUGCACGCGGCGGCCAGCGGCGACCUCAGCUGCAAGGUCUGCCUGCAAGCCUUCGAGAGCACCCAGGCGCUGCUGGAGCACCUCAAGGCCCACUCCCGCCGGCCCUCGGGCAGCGCCAAGGAGAAGAAGCACCCCUGCGACCACUGCGACCGGCGCUUCUACACCCGCAAGGACGUGCGGCGCCACCUGGUGGUGCACACGGGCCGGAAGGACUUCCUGUGCCAGUACUGCGCCCAGCGGUUCGGCCGGAAGGACCACCUGACCCGGCACGUGAAGAAGAGCCACUCGCAGGAGCUGCUCAAGAUCAAGGCGGAACCCGUGGACAUGUUGGGCCUGCUCAGCUGCAGCUCGGGCGUGGCCGUGAAGGAGGAGCUCAGCCCCGUCCUCUGCAUGGCCUCCCGGGAGGUGAUGGGCGCCAAGAGCUUCCCCGGCAUGCUCCCCAUGGGCAUGUACGGAGCGCACGUCCCAGCCAUGCCCGGCUCAGGGAUGCCCCCCUCGCUGGUCCCCAACCCUCUGCCCAUGGGGAUGAGCUACCCUCUGGAACCCGCCUCCCCAUCCCAGCCUCCCCCAAAGUACCAGCUCGGAUCUACCUCAUACUUCCCCGACAAAAUCCCCAAAGUGGAGAUGGACAGCUGCCUGGCCGAGCUGCCCGGAGGCCUUUCGCUGAUCGCCGGCGACCCUUCCUCCUCCUCCUCCUCCUCCUCCUCCCCGCCUCAGCCCGCCAGCCUGGAGGAGACGCUGCUCUCCAAGAGCCCCGCGCUCCUCUCGGAAGCCCUCUGUGCUGCUAACAUGGACUUCUCCCACCUCCUGGGCUUCCUGCCCUUGAACCUCCCUCCCUGCAACCCCCCCGUCUCCUCGGGGGGGCUAGUGAUGGGUUAUUCCCAGGGGGAGGCCCAGCCUCUCCUUGCCACUCUGCCGCCCCAAGAAUCCCCCCCGGGAAGCGGGCCUUCGCUCGGCUUCGGCCCGCUGCAUCCCUUGCCCUCGGUCUUCUCGCCGGGCUUGGGCGCCACGACGUUGCCACGUUUCCACCAAGCAUUCCAGUGAGGAGAGAGAGAGAGAGAGCGCUGGACGUUAAAGCAGAGCAGCGCCGGGCACGUGGAUCGUUGGGACGGCGGGAGGGGGGGGCGAGG
This is a messenger RNA of Pseudonaja textilis, 1865 nucleotides long. RefSeq names its product PLAG1 like zinc finger 2 (gene PLAGL2). Gene Ontology annotation, biological process: regulation of DNA-templated transcription. The record is from RefSeq and is a predicted model, not a curated record. Gene Ontology annotation, molecular function: RNA polymerase II cis-regulatory region sequence-specific DNA binding; DNA-binding transcription factor activity, RNA polymerase II-specific. Lineage: Eukaryota; Metazoa; Chordata; Lepidosauria; Squamata; Elapidae.